GUUAAAGUUUUGGUGAAACCAGUGGUCGACUAACGAGUGUUGAGAUCGCUAUUGAGAUCACAAUUGAGUUGAUGUUGAAAGCGAUUGAACGACUCGUUUGAGGCAUAGAUGCUAUAAAUGAGCAAAAAUGAUAACUUAUUUUAAUAUUUGAUUCAUUGAUUCCUAUUCAACACAAUACGAGUUUACAGUAAUAUUUCAUUUAUAGACCAUUAGUUAAAUUGUCUCAGUCAAUGAUAUACUGUAUUGAUUGACAGCAAAGCAAAGGAUACGGUAUAUUGUUUGCCAUUGCGAACCACUUUAAGGCCCACAAUAUCUAUAACUGAAGACUAACUAUAAGUUUUGAGCCGAAAUGGAAACGGAAACAAAGGGUGAAUCCAAAGACGACCCAAUAUCUGACGGCACAUCACUUCUGGUCAAUCAGAGCGGAACUGGUGUUCAGAAGCGACAGAAGAAGUCGACGGCUCCUGUCCUUCAGCGCAUUCGGCCCAUCAGUAAACGAAAAAAAUUCAAGAAGUCUUUGGGUCCAGACUUCUUAGAGCCGGCGGAACUGGGAAUGCAAUACUUGCGCGACACUUAUGAACCAAAGUGUGAUAUCUGUUCGCUCACAAUGUUCUCGUCCUCCACUUCACUCAAUGUCUUCGAAGAGCUCCUUCACUGCAAUAAUUGUGAUGCAAAAGCACAUCCGAGUUGUGUGAAUGUGAAUGAGAAUGAAGAGGUGGCCCAUAAGACUCAAUGGCAGUGCCAUAAUUGCAAACUUUGUUCCGUUUGUCGCAAAACAGAUACCAAUGAAUACGUUAUUAUAUGCCUGACAUGUAGUAAAGGAUUUCACGUGAAGUGUCACUCGACGCCUAUCAUUAACAGACCUAAAGGGAACUGGUAUUGUCAUAGUUGUUGCACCAAAGGGUCGACUCAUUCCUCUCAUCACACCAAUGGAGUGGAUAAGAAGCCACUGAUGUAUGCCUCCGACGACUCCUCACAAUCAGAAGACAAUGAGAGUUCGCUCUCAACCAGAGACGAGAAGAACUUUAAAUUAAUGGUUGAAAAUGAUUCCAAUAAUUGUGAAGCCAUUGAAAAGGAAAAGAGUAUUUCUGGAGAUUCUUCGGGUUCUAUAAAAGAUGAACAAAACAAUAGAGAAUCCAAUGAAGACAUCGAAGACAAUCACAACGAUUCUGUUUCUGAGAACAUGGAGAUAACGAAUGGAAUCCAUUCUAUCAAAGAGAAUAUCGAUGAAGAAGCAAAUGAAAUGGACAUCGAUUUCAAAGCUAAUGUCCAAAGUGGUGACUCUAAUCAAAGCCUCAUCACAAGUGUGAGUCCGCAGAAGUGGUCAGUCGAAGAGGUGGAGUCAUUCAUAAGAGACGCGGGCUUUCCUUCGGAGUCACUAAUAUUCAAAGAGCAAGAAAUCGAUGGAAGAUCUCUAUUGCUGUUAAGACGAAUGGAUGUGUUGACUGGUCUGUCGUUAAAAUUAGGUCCCGCUCUCAAGAUAUACAAUCAUAUAUCACGUCUUCAGGGCCGAGACCCCACUCAGCAAACAACCAAUAAUUCAAAUAACUGUUAAUUUAUAUACAAAACCCAUUUUUAGAGACAAUUGUUGGCUUUAAUCAAAUUCUCAUUGA
Molecule: messenger RNA, 1613 nt
Organism: Oppiella nova
Lineage: Eukaryota; Metazoa; Arthropoda; Arachnida; Sarcoptiformes; Oppiidae
Source: the annotation of a GenBank genome assembly